This is a messenger RNA of Theobroma umbraticum, 1021 nucleotides long. Its product is annotated as DTW domain-containing protein. Lineage: Eukaryota; Viridiplantae; Streptophyta; Magnoliopsida; Malvales; Malvaceae. The record is from RefSeq and is a predicted model, not a curated record.
UAGGCGGCGUGCCAGGAAAUUUACUUCAUGAACCAAAACUAGGCCGAAUCAAUGGGCCAGGCUAGAGGCCUUGGUGGGUAGCCCGCCCAUUAGACACAGAAGAAUUUCCCUUGUUUUGAGGUGAGGGCACCCCAAGCUGACAACCUCACAGCCCUCUAUGGAAGAACCGGAAUACGACACCAACCCAGCCAUGCAACCAACCCCGCCGCCGCAACGCCGCCAACUAUGCACCCAGUGUGCCCCACUUUCAUGCUGCCUCUGCCACGUUUUCCCCACCACCCCACUUCACAAAUCCAAAAUUUUAAUUAUCCGCCACCCUCACGAGUCCCGCCACAAGCUCAACACCCCACUCCUCUCCAAAACCCUCCUCAACGCCACUAUCAUCACUUCCCGCCGCCUCCUCCCUCCCCUUCCCAACCAAUUCGCACCCGCUAUCUACCUCUUCCCUCCUUCCUCUUACCCUGCCGUCACUCUGUCCCAACUCAAAUCCACCAACCUCCUCAAUUACCAAACUACCCCUCUCCUCUUAAUUGUUUUUGAUGCCACGUGGAAGCAUGCUAAGGAGAUGGUGGGGGCCAGUGAAGGGGUUUUGAAGGGUUUUGCUGUACGGGUUUGUUUAGAUGGAGUUGAUGAGAGUGGCGGGGGGAGUAUUUAUGAUAGUGAAUUGGUUUUAAGAAAAGAGCCCUUUGGUGGGUGUGUUACCACUUUGGAGGCUGUGGCCAGGUGCUUGGGGGUCAUUGAGCCUAAUGGAAAUGAGGUUCAAGGGGUUCUGAUUGGGAUAUUGAGGGAGAUGGUGAGAUUGCAAGCUGGGUUUUUGAAGCCUGUUAAGCCUAGGACUAAGAUGUUGAAGAAGAACAAGCGCAAAGAAGAGGAGCACAGUAAGAUUGACUAGAAGUCACUGCAAAUGUGAGCGAAAAGCUUAUAUGCUUCUCAACUUUGAUUGCAAGCUGUUGUCUUGGACAACUGUGUUGCAAUAUCUUCCAGUUAUGAACCUCAUCUCUGCUACUUGGUGAAUACUUUU